Monosiga brevicollis MX1 is the source of this 2559-nucleotide messenger RNA. RefSeq lists its product as uncharacterized. Gene Ontology annotation, cellular component: signaling receptor complex. The transcript is spliced from 7 exons. Gene Ontology annotation, biological process: cell surface receptor protein tyrosine kinase signaling pathway; multicellular organism development; positive regulation of kinase activity. Gene Ontology annotation, molecular function: protein binding; ATP binding; transmembrane receptor protein tyrosine kinase activity. Lineage: Eukaryota; Choanoflagellata; Craspedida; Salpingoecidae. The record is from RefSeq and is a predicted model, not a curated record. Bases 1 to 2559 code for a protein of 852 amino acids.
AUGGCGUGCCAACGCGCCAACGGCGGUGGACGGGUGUGCGACGGGCCUGCCGCUGGUCAGAACGUGGCGGCGAUGAAGAUGCAAGCGGGAAACAAUGUGGUCGUGUAUGAAGGCGACUGCCUGCUUGUGGAGGCGGUGAAGGAUGCCGUGGCACCUGGUUAUGAUGCAUCGCUGACGGAAAGUGGGCAGCUGGUAGCGAAGAUCCUGGUUGCAUCCAGCUACACGGACCUGUGCAUAUCGUCUGCCAAGAUUGUUUAUCCUGUGCGCAUUGAGGAUGUUCCGGGGUGCUCCUUGCAUCAGAUCGAGCCGAUGUCUGGGCUCGACUUUCGGUGCUGGGAUUGCGAUAGUAGCAUUGCCGGCUCCAGGCGUUACGUGCCCAAGGGCGCUGUGUGUGUGUAUCAAACCUCAAACCCCAAUAGGUACUGCGGUCACCCCAUCUGGUCACGCUAUGUCUGCCACGGCGACAACCAGUUUUACAUUGACCGUGCAGGGCACAGCUUGCUGGACAAAUACAACUGCAGCAUCAGCUUUGAUCGUACUGAAGGCGUGCACAUUCUAUGCGAUGGUCGCUUCGCAUCCAACCCCAUGACCGUCUUGCCGGACAGCGGCGCACCCCCCAAUGUCAAGACCCUAAUUGUGCGCCAUCAUGCGAUUGACCAGAUCCCCGUGCGCAAAACCUUUGCCGCCCAGCAACUCGAGCACCUUGACCUCAGCUUCAACAACAUUACCUCCAUUAGCGGCGUCAGCAUGCUUUCCCUCACCGGCCUUCGGCACUUCAACAUUAGCCACAACCGCAUCACUCGCUUACAUCCGGAUUUACUGCCGUUCAACAAUCGCCUCGAUGUGCUGGACGUUCGAGGCAAUGACAUCCAAAUUCUUCGUGCUGACACCUUUGUCUCGGCCAUGCGUUCAAAUUGCGCCGCUCUCCUCUUGCCUGAUACCUGCAACCCACCCAUUGUACCAUGCAACGCCUUCUUGGCCACCGACCCCACCGGCAGCGCCUCUGCCACUCCCACCAUCAUCGACUUAACCUCCUCCUCCACCACCACCACCACCACCACCACCACCACCACCAACAGCUCCGAAUUCGGUCUUAGCACCGUCAGACCCGCAGCCUCCUGCCGGGUGGUUGAUACCUCAGUCACCCUCACUUGCCGCUCUGGGGCAACCUACCGUGCCUCUCAAUUGUGUGACGGCAUCCCCGACUGCCCAGAUGCUGACGAUGAGGAAGCGUGUACGCAGGUCUGGGACACCAGCGAGGCCUUUUUGAUCAAAGACUGCACCAGCGGUCGCAUGGUCGUCCGCUUUGAUCAUGGUCACGUGUUUGCCCGUAGCGAAGACGAGUCGGUCGUGGUUCCGUGCUUCACCCUAACCUACCUUCGGCUCAUGUACUUUGGCAGCACCAAACCCAGUGAAGAGGAGGGACAGCCCCAGUGGAGGUUUUCCAGUGUUGAGGACAGAUUAACCAUUCAUUACGACCUCAAUCGCACCACCCUUUCCAUCCAUGCCUACAUUGAUGGUUCAGAACUAGCCACCAGCUACACGCUUGCUAAUUUGAUCAUUCUUACCAAGAGCACCACGGACGCUCCCAGACUACCUGGUACCACAACCCCGCACAGUCUGUCCACCGCACGUCAGGCCCAUGGCCCGCAGCAUGUCGUGGUUUUUGCCACCAUUGCAGGUGCUCUGCUUUUGUGCGCCGUCGGUGCAACCAUCCUCAUCCGGCGUGCUCGGCGGCGCCGCCCCAUCCCAUGGCUCGACGACGUGAGCAACGAGCAAGUUCUGGCGCAACGGCUGCAAGUAGCACUGGCCCGCACCACCACCUCCCCCACGGCCGGUGCCAAAUUUGACAGCAUGUCUGUUGCUGCUGUUCCAAAACAUGGGUGCGGCAUCAUUCAUCGAGACAUUGCGGCUCGUAACGUGCUUCUGCAGCAGGCGGUUGCGGACCCCUUCGCCGUGGAAGUGGUCUUGAGCGACUUUGGGCACGCUCGCCUUUUGACUCGAGGCACCGAAGGCAGCGAGAAUAAUCCAGAUCCCGCAACAGAUAUGAGCGCAGGCAUGGCGUCAAAUCCUGUAUUUGAGUCUGGACCAUCACGAGAUGAUGAGGCAGCCCACGGGGGCGAAUAUUACCGCCAACAUAGCACGAUCCAGACAGCCGUGCGCUGGCAACCGCCGGAGAGUCUGGCACGGGAUUCUUUUUCGCCGGCCAGUGACAUGUGGUCAUACGGCGUGUUACUUUACGAGCUCUGGAGUAUGGGGCAGACCCCGUAUGUCGAGGUGGUCAGCGAGGCCAACGUGGCUACGGCCAUCAUGCAAGGCUAUCCUUUGCAGCUGAGUGUUGAGGCCCGGACCGGUUUUGCCCAGGUGCCAGGUCUCUUUGAGCUGUGGGGUCGAUUGAUGGUCUUUGCUCCAGGAAGGCGCGCCUCCAGUGCCGAGGCUGUGGGGCUGCUGCAGCAUGCGGUGCACCUGAGCCAGCAAGCCACGGUAGCAGCGCCUUCUAGAGCCUGGUGCGAUGGCUCCUUGGGGGAGAUUGAUAAUUUCAAUGAGAGUCAGCUCUGA